This is a messenger RNA of Dendrobium catenatum, 1391 nucleotides long. Its product is annotated as phosphatidylinositol transfer protein CSR1. The record is from RefSeq and is a predicted model, not a curated record. The coding region runs from base 171 to 959 and encodes 262 amino acids. The transcript is spliced from 6 exons. Lineage: Eukaryota; Viridiplantae; Streptophyta; Magnoliopsida; Asparagales; Orchidaceae.
UCAUCCGAUUUUUUAUUUUGGUUUGGGUAUUUUAACCUAGUUUUCAUGUCAUCGCUACCCAGAAUGGCUGGAAACCCUCGUUCGUUUCUCCAAAGGAAAAAUGCUUAAAAAAGGACUGCGAUGUGUAGAAACUCAUAGAAGAGAGUAGGAGUUUGGAAGUUAAGGUCUAAAUGGCUUUUCGGUUGUGCCAUCGUCCUCCUCUGCUCUCUUUCGCCUCUCCCAACGGCGGCGUGAGAAAGCAGACUCACCGGCAAUUGCGAUGCUCCUCGGUAAACCAGACAGCCGAACCCCUUGAUGCACGCAAGCUUGUGUUGGAAGUUAAAGAUAAGCUUGAGAAAGAACAUUCAAGUCUGCAGGUUGGAAAAAAUGGAAGAGAUGAUGAAGACAUGAUCCUUUGGUUUUUGAAGGAUAGAAAAUUUGUUGUUGAGGAUGCUGUUACAAAACUCACGAAAGCUAUCAAAUGGCGUGAAGACUUUGGGGUUUCAACAUUAUCAGAAGAUUCAGUAAAAAUCAUAUAUGCAACAGGCAAAGCUUAUGUGCAUGACUUCACAGAUGUCAAAGGUAGACCGGUGCUGGUGGUAGUGGCAUCCAAGCAUUUUCCAGAGAAGCAGGCGGCAGCUGAGAAUCAGAAGCUUUGUGUAUUCUUGAUUGAGAAGGCCUUACACAAGUUUCCAUAUGGAUUGGGAGAAAUACUUGUAAUAGUUGAUCUAAGGGGUUUUCGUACAGAAAAUGCAGAUAUCAUGUUUUUUAAGUUUUUGAUUGAUGCAUUCUACUAUUACUACCCAAAGAGGCUUGGUCAAGUGCUCUUGGUGGGUGCACCAUUUGUAUUUCAACCAAUUUGGCAGCUUCUUAAGCCAUUAAUGAAAUCUUAUGCUGCUUUGGUGAGAUUUUGUGAUGCAGAGACCGUCAGGAGUGAGUACUUCCAGGAAGAUACCAUGCCUGCAGCCUUCAAGGGUUGAUUCUACGAGAUCUUAUAUGGAAGUGGGCUCCUGCUAUGUUGCUAAGGUACUUGGGAAGCUUGGAAUGGGGUGCAACAAAAAGAAAGAUUUUGAAGGUAUCUGCAACAUUUCAAAUUCUCAAACGUAACUAAAUUAAUGGAGCAUAUGCGGCCGCAAAGAUAUAUAGCACUUGUUGGUAUUAGGACAACGUAUAUAAUCAAGAAUCUGUUUGAUAUCUCUUACCGCAUUAUCUACACUUUAAUGCAGUGCUAAAUCACUGUGUCAUGCAUAUGUUGGCAGAUGCUUAUAAGCUGAAAUUGUCUGCUCAGUUUCUAUUUUUUUUUUUUUAUUAAAUUUAGAAUGGUAUAUAAUUGUUUGGAAAAAUUUAUCCGAAUACAAUUGAAAUAAUUAUAAAGUUAGAUAAUUUUUGUAUAAAGAAUUAUUUGGUAAGUA